AGGUUUGAUUCGGCAUGCCUGGAAAGCGCGGCGGUCGGCAUUACUCGCGACAUGAUGCUAAGCGGCGACGGGCGAUCGAGAAAAUCCCCUUGGAAGGAUUGGACGCAGACGCUAGAGGUGUAAUCAUAACGUGCAAUUUGCCCAACCGUGUAAAAACCGCCACAAGGGAUAUAAUACGCUUAUUCGAGCUCCAUUGGGCUGCUAUCAACCCCGAUGCUGAUAAGAAGUCUACUACAGAGGAGGGCACAGCGAAUGUUAGUGAAAGCAUUGAGGCCGAGCUGGCUGAGUUGAAGGAAGAGAAGAACAGACUGUUCCGUUUCGGGGGAGACGUUUGCCGAGGAGUGGUAUUCAUUCGUUUUGAGGCCGGUGUCACCAUGAAGCCAUCAGAGUUUGUGCACAGUCUGCUGAAAUCAAAGGACCUCACUGCACCGAGCAAUGUGUGCCGGAUAUCACCAUUGGACAUUGUUCGGGCUCCCAAUCCUGACUCGUUGAAGGUGAUGGGCGAGAAAUUCGUGGCGGAGCAUUUGGGCAAGGAGAGUCAGGGCACCGAGACGUGGAAAAUGGAGAUCAACAGUCGCAAUAUGAGUAACAUGAAGCGGCAGAUGGUGUUGGAUCUGGUCAGCCCUUUUGUUGAUGACGAUAAGCAUGCAGUGUCGAUAGUUGGAGCGGAGUUGACACUCUUAGUUGAGGUGAACCAGUUGUUGUGCGGCAUGAGCCUCUGCCGAGAGUUCGAGUCUUUGAAUAAAUACCAUGUGGGAAAGUGCCUUGGGUAUGGCUCCGAUGAUGAGAAAGAUGACGUUAAUGGUGACGAUAAAGAGUAGCAACGUGUUC
Perkinsus marinus ATCC 50983 is the source of this 831-nucleotide messenger RNA. RefSeq names its product THUMP domain-containing protein, putative. Gene Ontology annotation, biological process: tRNA modification. Lineage: Eukaryota; Perkinsozoa; Perkinsida; Perkinsidae. The transcript is spliced from 5 exons. The record is from RefSeq and is a predicted model, not a curated record. Bases 15 to 821 code for a protein of 268 amino acids. Gene Ontology annotation, molecular function: RNA binding.